Molecule: messenger RNA, 1629 nt
Organism: Penicillium hordei
Lineage: Eukaryota; Fungi; Ascomycota; Eurotiomycetes; Eurotiales; Aspergillaceae
Exons: 2
Coding region: 1-1629 (542 amino acids)
Source: RefSeq, a predicted model, not a curated record
AUGGAUGAUCUUCCAUUGAUUUUGAACCUGGUUGAGGUGACAGGGCCACUCCAGUUCAAUUUUCCCAGUGAAGUAUUUUCAACUGCUCCCCACUAUGUCAAUUUGAAACACAAUCUUCGACUUCUUCUCUCCCAGGAUGAAGAAUCAAUUGAAGCCACGAAGAUAGCCAAAGCAAUCAUUCGCGAGUCCGAGAAAGAGCUCAGGGAAGCUUUGGCAAGUGGAAAUUCGCCAAAUGAUAUGAUAGGUGUCCUGUCGGCACUUGAACUUGCAUUUGGGUGGCCGAAGGGCAUACAAAUUCUUCUACAGUCAGGGGCAAAUCCGCAUUGUCACUUUCCUUCGCUUGCUCUAGCCGAGGGAGAGCAAUACCACGCUUCUGCCGCUCUUUUACUUGAAGCGGGAUGUGUGAUUAAAGUGGUCGAUUUUGUCAACAACGAGCAGUGUAACGAUGGCGGUAAAAGACGCUCACUACUGGUCGAUCAUUUGGCAGCAAGACGAAGAAGAUUAUGCAUGCUAGCCGAAUCGUCUUUGCCACUCGAUCAAAUUCCACCUCUCGAUGGGCCCCCAGCAAACAUAUGCGGGGCUCUGGCUGCCCAUGGGAUAAAUGUCCCGAUCGCAUUGCACUUUGAGGCUGAUUCACUGGGAUCCACGGCCAUCUACAAAACCGGUUUAGCCUCCCGAUCUAGGCAUUUCGCCAAGGUCAUGAAUAUCAUGUAUGAAAUCGGCUUCCAUGACAUCGAUUUGCCUGACGAGAAUGGCAUAACACCCUUAAUGACGCUUUUUAAUUUAUAUCCCGGCGACGCGCCUGUGUUUAUCGACUGUGUGGCCUGGUUGAUGUCGAGAGGUGCCUGUAUUGAACGGAAAUUGCCGACAUCAAAUGCGAAAGUUGCUCACCUUCUCACAGCCCAAUUUAUUAAUCGACAUAUUUAUCAUCUCAUACUUAAUUCUGAUGGACUCGACAAAGAUUAUCGCAAUUGGAAAAAUGGUGUUGCCGAAUUGGGAGAUGCUUGCUUUUUUGUAUCUCCUACGCAAGACUGUUGCGUUUGCGCCUGUUCUCCUGGCGGAUGUACCACACUCUCAGUGGCACUUCGAUCCAUCAUUUUUACGGCAUAUCUAUGGCGAUGGCGAGUCACGGAUGACUGCCUCCGCAAAUUGAUCCUCUCUCUCACUGUAUGGCAGGAUUCAUGGCCAGAUUUUUCACGGGCGGUAGUCAGAACCUUGACAUUUGAUGCGUUGGGCCUCACGCAUACAUGCUGCACUGAAAUAGAUGAAGAUGGAGUAUUUUGGCCCAGUGUGCCCAAAGAAGGGAGAGAUGAGAUAGAAGUUGGUAGGAUCUCGGACGACCAGUAUUUCUUGGUCAGAGAAUUUGAAGAACUGAUGGAAGAGAUGGAAAGCAAACUUGAUGAGCUUGGCCUUCCCCUCGAAGAAUUCCUCGAUGGCUAUUGGUAUGACCGCGUAAUCGAGCAUCUUUCGAGGCGUGACCGCUACGAUGAGGAGCAUGUCACGGAAGCAAGAAAGAUGGGCAUUUUCCUCGAAGCAGAGGAGUUUUGCAUCCCCAACAGAUUGUCAUUGCAAUUCCGAUCUCAAGUUCAAGAGCUGCAGGAUGAUUCAUUAUUGGAUGGACCCAAAUGA